AAUUCUCAGCAGACCCAACCUUUGUUAGACAGACAGCGACCAUAGAAUGGGAGAGCGCAAUUGUGGUUAUGGAGAAGUCUUGAGAGGAUGAACAAAUUAAGUACAGGAUAACUUGAACGUUUGUUGUAUUGGAGUCGCUAAUACAUCAUAAAGGUCAGUAAAAAUAUACGAUUUAGUUGCAGUAAAACGUUCGCUAUAGUGUACGUUAUAUUGCUGUGGACGUGACACGACCUUAUAAUGCUGCCUUGGAAGAAGAAUAAGUUCGACUUGAUUGAGGAAGAUAAACAGUCGAAGCAGAAGGGUUAUGCCGUGAGUUUGAACUACUCUGCCCUGACCUCCUUUGCCAAGUCUUGCCCGGAGAGUGCUUUGAACAGGGUUGGAAGCAUGUUCAAGACAAAAAGGAAAAAGGUUAAAAUUACCAGUGAGGACCCCACCUACACUGUCCUCUACCUGGGUAAUGCCACCACCAUCCAGUCGAAAGGAGAAGGCUGUACAGACGUGGCUGUGAGCAAAAUUUGGGGCAAGAGCGAAAUGGGCAAAAAUGGCACGAAGAUGAAACUGACCAUCAGCUCGCAGGGUAUCCGAAUGGUGCAUGUGGACGACAAGGCGAGGAGACCGGGACAUUUGUAUUUAUUGCACCGGAUAACCUAUUGCGUUGCGGACCCAAGGCUACCCAAAAUUUUCGCUUGGAUAUACAGACAUGAGAUGAAGCACAAGGCAGUGAUGCUGCGGUGCCAUGCGGUGCUGGUGUCCAAGCCGGAGAAGGCAAAGGCCAUGGCACUACUUUUGUACCAGACCUCGGCGACAGCGCUUUCUGAAUUUAAAAGACUUAAAAGGAGGGACGAUGCAAGGCACCAGCAACAGCAGCUGAUAGGGGAACAAACCAUACCCCUUGUGCCCCUCCGGAAGCUUCUAAACGGACAGUGUUAUUACAAACCGCCGGUGGAGCGCAGCAGGAGCGCGCCCAAAUUGGGCUCUAUCACAGAGGACUUGAUCGGGGAGGAGGAAGAGGAGAAAGCGAUGCACUUUGAGUGUGAGGACAUUUUAGACACGGAUGACGAUUGUGUGGGCAAUGGUAAACAGGAGCUGUCCCAGAUCAUCAGUGACCUUGGAGAGAUGAGCAUAGGAAACGACGUACAAACACUAAAAGCGGACCUUAGGGUUACACGACUCCUCUCUGGGGAGAGCACGGGCAGCGAGUCGUCAAUAGAAAGCAACCAGGAGCCAAUUUCCGUCUCAAACGGAUUCGAGGAGGGGAAGAUGCAGGAAAUAUCAUGAAGUCUACGUUUUCCUGGAGCCAAAAUUCCCUCCACUAGGAUAAGAACAAUUUCAUUUUCUGUUUAUUUUAUGCUCUCGGCUGUGAGUGUAGCCUAUGCCUGUAGUAUUGUACCCCCUCACCGACUUGAAAGGAUAUAGAGGGUAGCCUAUGUUAUAGUUAUUGAAUGAUAUUUUGGCGAACAUUGAUAGCCUACAGAAAAGGGGCAGGACUGCAUGCUGAAACUGAACCCCGAAGUCACCGUGCGGGACAGGAGAGUGAUGCACCGGUGAUUCACACUUUAAUAAGAUGCUUUGUAUUAGAACUUGUUUACCCAACCCAUUUCCCGCGUGGAAAUGCAAUUUUUCUUGCACAACAUUGUCCAGAAAUAUGUAGCCUAACAUUCCAUUUUGAAAGAACGUUUCCUUUUUGUCGCAAUGGGUUAAAUUAGAAGUCCCUCACUCUCCUUUCAGGACGCUUUUCUACAAUUAUGUUUUUGCACUGUUGUGAAAUUCAGUCGAGUAUUACGUUUAUUAUGUGUAUAAUAUCGUUUUCUCGUAUAUGUUAUCAGAAACAUAAAUGUCAUAUUUUUGCCGUGCAAAAGAACAAUACCCUAAUGUAUUAAGAUGUACAUAGUAAAUGCAUUAUGUGUAUAAAAAUAUCCGUUAUUUUUUAAAGGAGAAAAAUGUGGUUUGUUUAUGUGAACCAAAAAAAAAAUACCAAUAAAAUGAACAAAAUAA
Messenger RNA from Salmo salar (Atlantic salmon), 1995 nucleotides. It is a transcript of the gene fam43a, whose product is annotated as family with sequence similarity 43 member A. The record is from RefSeq and is a predicted model, not a curated record. NCBI's taxonomy places the organism in Eukaryota, Metazoa, Chordata, Actinopteri, Salmoniformes, Salmonidae.